Messenger RNA from Linum trigynum, 3204 nucleotides. The record is from the annotation of a GenBank genome assembly. Lineage: Eukaryota; Viridiplantae; Streptophyta; Magnoliopsida; Malpighiales; Linaceae.
GCCGCCCCGAUGGUGACAUCCAAAUCCCUGGCCGCCGACGCAUCCUUGACCGCCGGUGAUGACUAGGACGCCGGGAACCUAGCAGGAAAGAAAUCCCUGCCCGCCGAUGGUGACAGGGCGGCGAAAACCCAGCCGGGGAAAACGCGAGAUCAUUUUAGGUUUUUUUAAUUAAUAAUUGAAAAUUAAUAAAUUAUGCAAUUACUACAAUGUCUUUCAUUAUUUUGAAUUAAUAUGAUUCAUUAGAUUUUAAUGAGGUGGAAGGGCUAAAAUUCACUACAAUCGCCUUAUUUUAGCCCCUCAUACAAACGAUCAUGAAUAGUUGGUUGUCUUCUCUUUAAUUUCUUAACAAAUUUUCCUUUUACUUUGUUGGAAAACUAUUAAGAUCUUCUUACCAAAAAAUUGAAAACAAAUCACCGCAAUGGGGAAAGGAAGACAAAACAAAACAAAAGAGGAAUCAAUGUGAAGAAACACAGUAGCGGAUGAUUACCGAUUCAAACCCCCAAUAAAUAUAAUCAUAUUGACAAAUAAACAGCAAUGGAAAUAAACAAGAUGAAUCAAUAUAUAUACGUGGGUUCGUGCAAUCAACAACCUCAAUCCCAUGUCUUGGAAGCAAACCCCUCCCAUUCCAUCCAUCAAGUCCUUCCUUUAACUUCCUCUAAACCCUCUGCUCCAGUCCCUCGAUUCUCGUUUUGGCAGUUUUCUCUGUAAUUUCCCCUCGCUCCUCUGUUUCUCAUUCGUUAUAUAUACAUCUUCACCUCCCCUGUUUGUUUCCUGAGAAAAGAGAAAGACAAACAACAAACAUUUCUUUCCACCCCGUGAACAUCUUCAGCGCCUAUCACCUCACCCGUGCUUGUAUCUGUAUGUUUAAUGUUUAACCUAUUCUUCAAUUUCGAAACGCUGCAUUUCCCUAUCUAUGCAUUUUCCGCCGUCUUCAGGCGUUGUAUUUCAGCUGCUUACAACAAACCAUAUAUAUAUAUUUUUUCCGAUUUCUUCAUUUUUCAGAAUCCGAGUGCCGGCCACAGCAUCACGAUGGGAAUAAUCCGAAUGGGUACCACGAGGAAGAAGCAGAAUCCGAUUCUGCUGCUCGGAACAGUAAUACUUGCUCUGUUUUUGGCGGCGGCGGAUGCAGAGUACCUGCUGUACAAAGACUCAAGCAAGCCGGUCGAGGACCGAAUCAAGGACUUGGUGGGUCGGAUGACAUUGCCGGAGAAAAUCGGCCAGAUGGUUCAGAUUGAUCGCUCCGUCGCCUCAGCUGACGUCAUGAAGAACUACUUCAUCGGGAGUAUACUGAGCGGAGGAGGAAGCGUCCCUGGUCAGAAAGCUUCGCCGGAGACGUGGAUCAACAUGGUCAACGAGUUUCAAACGGGCGCUAUGUCGACCAGGCUUGCGAUUCCGAUGAUUUACGGGAUCGACGCCGUUCACGGUCACAACAAUGUGUACAACGCCACCAUUUUCCCUCACAAUAUCGGCCUCGGAGCUACCAGGGAGCCGCCGCUGGUGAAGAGGAUUGGAGCGGCGACGGCGCUUGAAAUGAGAGCCACCGGAAUUCCGUAUGCCUUUGCGCCCUGUAUCGCGGUAUGCAGAGAUCCGAGAUGGGGACGGUGCUACGAGAGUUACAGCGAGGAUCCUGACAUAGUGAAGGCGAUGACAGAGCUCAUCCCGGGGCUGCAAGGAGACAUUCCUGCCAAUUCUCCCCAGGGAGUUCCUUUUGUUGCUGGAAAGAAGAACGUGGCGGCCUGCGCCAAGCACUUUGUGGGUGACGGCGGGACGGUGAAAGGGAUCAACGAGAACAACACCAUCAUCGACUGGAACGGGCUGAGGAAGAUCCACAUGCCAGGAUAUUUCACCUCCAUAAUCAAAGGGGUCUCCACCGUCAUGAUCUCGUAUUCGAGCUGGAACGGCGUCAAGAUGCACGCCAACCAGCACAUGAUCACCGGCUACCUCAAGGGCACCCUCAACUUCAGGGGUUUUGUGAUCUCAGACUGGCAAGGAAUUGAUCGGAUUACCAGCCCACCACACGCUAACUACACCUACUCCGUAGAGAAAGCAGUUACUGCUGGAAUUGACAUGGUGAUGGUUCCAUUAAACUACACAGAAUUUAUCGACGAUCUAACGCUACUCGUGAACAAAGGGGUAAUACCAAUGAGCAGAAUCGACGAUGCAGUAAGCAGGAUUCUGAGGGUUAAGUACGCGAUGGGUCUAUUUGAGAACCCAAUGGCUGAUGAUAGCAUGGUCGACGAACUAGGCAAGCAAGAGCACAGACAAUUGGCCAGAGAAGCUGUGAGGAAAUCACUGGUGCUGUUGAAGAACGGCAAGGAUAGCAAGCAGCCAAUCCUUCCACUUGCUAAGAAUGCUCCCAAGAUACUCGUAGCCGGUUCCCAUGCUGACAAUCUCGGGUACCAGUGUGGUGGAUGGUCAAUCGAAUGGCAGGGAUUCACGGGCAACGAUCGCACCUCUGGAACCACGAUCCUUACAGCCAUAAAGGGCGCAGUCGACCCAACCACACAAGUCAUGUUCCAAGAGAACCCAGCAGCAGACUACGUCAAGUCCAACAACUUCUCAUACGCCAUUGUCGUGGUAGGCGAACCUCCCUAUGCCGAAACAGCAGGCGACAGCCUCAACCUGACCAUACCCGAUCCCGGCCUGACCGCCAUCCAGAACGUCUGCGGAUCGGUGAAAUGCGUGGUCGUCUUGAUCUCUGGCCGUCCUGUGGUGAUGGAGCCUUACGUUGACUCCAUGGACGGCCUGGUUGCGGCUUGGCUCCCUGGAACUGAAGGACAAGGUGUGACGGAUGCCUUGUUUGGUGAUUAUGGCUUCACUGGGAAGCUCCCCAGGACUUGGUUUAAGAGUGUCGACCAGCUGCCUAUGAAUGUUGGGGAUAAACAUUAUGACCCGCUGUUCCCCUUUGGGUUUGGGCUCACCACUGAAGCGGCGAAGGGGAAUUAUUAGGGUUUUUUUGGUGAUGAUGGGGUAUUUCUGAUUUUAUGUGGAACAAUUAUUGUCGAGUUUAGUUUUGGAUUCUGCUGAUUAUAUAUCCUCUGGUAAAAAAAAAGAAAUUUUUGUGUUCAUACAAAAGAGUACAUACAAUGUUGGAGAUAUAUAUAUAUAUAGAAGCUCUCAAAACCAACUAUCAGUUUCCAAAUUCGCAAUGUUAAUUUAUCCUUGAAGAACGCAUACAUCAUCAAAUAAAUGAAAGUGUCUUGU